Messenger RNA from Trichomonas vaginalis G3, 930 nucleotides. Its product is annotated as cysteine S-palmitoyltransferase protein. The transcript has a single exon. Gene Ontology annotation, molecular function: protein-cysteine S-palmitoyltransferase activity. The coding region runs from base 1 to 930 and encodes 309 amino acids. NCBI's taxonomy places the organism in Eukaryota, Parabasalia, Trichomonadida, Trichomonadidae. Gene Ontology annotation, biological process: protein targeting to membrane; peptidyl-L-cysteine S-palmitoylation. Gene Ontology annotation, cellular component: Golgi apparatus; endoplasmic reticulum. The record is from RefSeq and is a predicted model, not a curated record.
AUGAAUAAUGAUUGGCAAAUGCAAAGUGAUACAAUGAACGCACCAUGUCCUGAAAUGUCGCACUAUGAUACAGUAUGUCAUUGCUGUGGCUUGGAUUAUAGUAAAGUACCAAUUAUUAAAGCAAAAUUUUUGAAUAACUGGGAGAUAUCAUUAUUAUUCCCUAUCCUUGUUUCUUUCAUUAUACUUAGCUCAUAUACAGUAUUUGAAGUUAUCUUAACAAAAGUAAUUCCUUGGUUAGAUUGGAAAUAUCAACUAUUAAUGACAAUUUUAAUGCUAUUAUUCAUUAUAUCAUAUUAUGUAGGUAUACUCGAAGGUCCUGGCUAUUUGCCAUUUUAUUAUCCUUACAAAAUGCAUGAAGAUGGCGAAGAUCCUCACGAAUUAGGCGGCCUAGUUACAACACAAGAACAAUUCGACUUUGUUAAGUCACAAAUACCUAUGCAGCGCAUAAAAUACUUCAAAACAGCUCGUAGAAUUGUUAUUCGACCCGACCAUUUUUGUUUAUGGUUUGCAACCUUUAUAGGAAAGCGGAACCAUAAGUUAUUCUUCUUAUUUAACUUUUGGGGAUUCAUUUACAUUAGUUUAUUCUUUGGUUUUGAAGUUUACGGAUUAUACAAAAUAAUUAACGACUCCCAGCUCAUGAAAUACUUUGUUCCUGUUAUAAUUUAUAUAUUCCUUGCAUUCUACUUUGUUAUAAUGACCGGACAUUUUACAAUUGACGUUUUUUAUCAUCUUUGUAAAAAUGUCACUACAUUUGAGUUGAUGCAGAAGACUCCUCCUCAGCGUCGCUAUAAAGUAAGCUAUUCUGAAGGUUUCAUUGAAGUUUUCGGACCUGUUGAGAAAUGGUACCUUUGGCUUCUUCCUAUUCCUGCAUUUUACGGAAUAGAUGAUUAUACUCUUGUUUCUACUUCUAUGUCAAGCAAAAUGUUAUAA